AUGUUGAGAAGAGCUCUGGCGUUAUCUAUCGAAUUAGACAAGGAGCUCAAGCAACUUGAAGACUGGUCAACUUACAACGACCGAACGCUAUCCACUAAUACCCAUCGCACGAGCAAAUUUCCUGCUACCGACAAAGCUGUUGCAAGUUAUGGUAAGAAUGUAGAUACAAUUGAUCAAAAAAAUGCUGAUUCAAAAAAGGGCUAUCAAGGCCGAAGCUGUAUCGGUGUGGGGCGAGAUCAAGGUCAUCAUCAUCAUCAUGCACGUCUGGCGACAGCGUUACAACGUCCUGAGAGCCGAACUGGCCAUGGAUUAGUCCGGAGACAUAAUCGAGUAGUCAUACCGUGUAAUUAG
Fusarium graminearum PH-1 is the source of this 351-nucleotide messenger RNA. RefSeq lists its product as uncharacterized. The record is from RefSeq and is a predicted model, not a curated record. Bases 1 to 351 code for a protein of 116 amino acids. The transcript has a single exon. NCBI's taxonomy places the organism in Eukaryota, Fungi, Ascomycota, Sordariomycetes, Hypocreales, Nectriaceae.